Lottia gigantea (owl limpet) is the source of this 1341-nucleotide messenger RNA. RefSeq lists its product as hypothetical. Gene Ontology annotation, molecular function: metallopeptidase activity; protein binding. The record is from RefSeq and is a predicted model, not a curated record. Lineage: Eukaryota; Metazoa; Mollusca; Gastropoda; Lottiidae. Gene Ontology annotation, cellular component: COP9 signalosome. Bases 70 to 1014 code for a protein of 314 amino acids. Gene Ontology annotation, biological process: protein deneddylation. The transcript has 9 exons.
AAGAUGGCGGAUGUAAAUAAAAUUCUGAAAACGGAACAAAUUUAUUUAUAAGCUUUUAAGAUUGCAAAAAUGGCUACAAAGAUGGAAGUUGACAACCCUUCGACUUCUAACAGUGUCAUGGCAUCGGCUGGAACUUCAGGAAGUGUUUCUGUCGCUCUCCAUCCACUUGUUAUUAUGAAUAUAUCAGAACACUGGACGAGAGUAAAAGCUCAAGAAGGGAAACCAACUCAAGUUUUUGGUGCAUUAAUCGGAAAACAGAAAGGAAGAAACAUAGAAGUAAUGAAUUCAUUUGAGUUAGUUAUAGAUCAUGUAGAUGGUGCAGUUAUGAUCAAUAUGGAUUAUUACAAUACUAAAGAAGAACAGUUUAAACAAGUAUUUAGUGAAAUGGAUUUUCUGGGAUGGUAUACAACUGGUGAUGCAGUUAAUGAAGCUGAUAUUAAAGUACAUAAACAAGUUUGUCAAAUAAAUGAAAGUCCAUUAUUUUUCAAGAUGAAUCCAUUAUCAAGACAUUCUGAUUCUUUACCAAUCACUAUCUAUGAAUCAGUAAUAGAUCUAGUAAAUGGUGAAGCUACUAUACUUUUUGUUGAGUUAACCUAUACAUUAGCUACAGAGGAAGCAGAGAGAAUUGGAGUAGAUCAUGUAGCUAGAAUGUCUACCAGUGAUACUAGUGAUAGUUCUUCAGUAGCACAACAUCUAAUGGCUCAACACAGUUCUAUUAAAAUGUUACAUUCAAGAGUUAAAUUAAUAUUAGAAUAUAUAAAAGCAGUAGAAGCAGGUAAAUUACCCAAGAAUCAUGAUGUACUAAGAGAAGCUUAUAGUUUAUCAUUUAGGCUACCAGUUAUUAAUACUUCUAAAUUUAAAGAAGAUUUUUAUAAUCAAUGUAAUGAUGUAGGUUUAAUGGCAUACCUUGGAGCCAUGACCAAGGGUUGUAAUACCAUGAACCAGUUCAUCACCAAAUUUAAUUUAUUAUACGAUAAACAAGGUAUGAGAAGGAUGAGAGGACUGUUUUUCUAGAGUAAUAAUUCAAAGUGAUUUACUUGUACCAGUGAACAUUUAUUGUGACGGAUAAGUAAUUCCAAAGAGUGCUGUAAUAUGAAUUGCUUUUAGUUGAAAUUGAUCCAAAUACAACCACUGUUCUAUUUCACAUUUGGGCAGUAAUUGCAUCUUAUUCAGGUUAAAAUAAAAAAAAACGAAUAAAAAUCACCCUAGCUGAUUCAGUCUAGCUUACUGUUAUAACAUAAUUUCUAGCAAUUCCAUCAGUCAUACAUUAAAAUGGAAAUAACAUAGUGGUUAUUUAUUACAAUUGGUUGGUUAUAUUGUAUAUUAAAAUAUGAUUUCUUA